GUGCCGCCAUGGACCGGACUGCCGUCGUCAAAGUGGGCGCCGCAGCCAGCGCGAGCGUGUGCGCCCUGUUCGGCGGCGUGGUUCUGGCCCAGUACAUAGUCGCAAAGAAGAAACGAGCGGGGAAGAAGACGAGAAUCAUCGAAAUGAUGCCUCAGUUUGAGAAGAAGACGGUGCACAUGAGGGACCCCGAGAGGGUGGAGCAGAUCAUCUGCGGCCUCAUCAAGGGAGGAGCCUCCAAGCUUCAGAUCAUCACUGACUUUGACAUGACGCUAAGCAAGUUCGCCAUCAAUGGCAAACGCUGUCCGACGUGCCACAACAUCAUCGACAACUGCAGCCUGGUGACUGAGGAGUGUCGCCAGAAACUGCUGCAGCUCAAGAACAAAUACUACCCCAUCGAGAUUGACCCGCAACUCACCAUGGAGGAGAAGUACCCCUUCAUGGUUGAGUGGUAUUUCAAGUCUCACACUCUUCUGGUGGAACAGAGGAUGGAGAAGGACAAAUUGCCACAGGUGGUACAAGAUUCUGAUGCUGCACUCAGGGAGGGUUUCGAGCAGUUCUUCGACCGCCUGCACCAGCAUGACGUGCCCGUCUUCAUCUUCUCCGCCGGCCUGGGUGACAUCCUGGAGGAGAUCAUCCGCCAGGCGGGCGUCUACCACCCCAACAUCAAGGUGGUGUCCAACUUCAUGGACUUUGACGACAAUGGCAUCCUGCGGGGCUUCAAAGGCGAGCUGAUCCACGUUUACAACAAGCACGACGGCGCCCUGCGCAACACCGACUACUUCAAGCAGUUGAAGGAGAACUGUAACAUCAUCCUGAUGGGAGACUCGCUGGGCGACCUCAGCAUGGCCGAUGGUGUUACCAACGUGGAGAACAUCCUCAAGGUUGGCUUCCUCAACGACAAGGUGGAGGAGCGUCUGGACAAAUAUUUGGACUCUUAUGACAUCGUCCUAGUGAAGGACGAGACCCUUGAAGUGCCCAACGCCAUCCUCCAGAAGGUCCUAUAACUUCCUCCUCGGACCACUACCACCACUGGACCCCCUCCUCCCACCCUUACCCACCACACCUGCUUCAAAGCCUUUGUACAUUUCCUUAACGGACACUUUUAAAUGUGUCUUUUCAACUUCACUUUGUUUUUGUGUCAGACUCUCACUCCAUCUUGUCGACACCAGCAUCACACUGCAGUACAGUGGACCCCUGCAUAUUUGCGGUUCGGCAAUUCACUUAGUCGCUGAUUUUUUUGUGGGGCGUGACCUAUCUCCCGUUAUUCGUGGAAACCCCUGCUUAUUCGCAUAUUUUCUGACCCCCAAAUUCAUUGUUUUUUUUCUGCAUAGUUUUUUUUUGUUCCUUUAUGGGAACAAUAAGGGUGCGUCAAUUAUUCUUCAAACUAUUCUUGGUCGGCUCGGUCCCUAUCUCCUGCAAAUAGCGGGGGGUACAGUGAAAUCCAUUUAUCGCAGGGGAUGCAUUCCAAACCAACCCACACCAGGUGAAAAGCGGCGAUAACGGUAAUUAGCAUUGAUAUUAUGAUAAUUACAAACCUUCAAACAACUUAUUUCAACUUCUUUAAGACACACAGAGCACCAACACAUACAAACAGUACCCUAUACAAAGCACAGAUGUUAUGGUAAUCACACCACUUAACACAUGGAGCAUUGUCAGUGCAUUUAAUCGAUUGUAACUGAACAGUUCUGGUUGUCUGGUUGAAUUGAUCGUAACUGGUUGAUACAGUUGUGAUCGAUUCAAUGCCUUGACAAUGAAAUGACCUGGAUGAAUGAGAAUAUUCACAAUGAGCUGCAAUAUAGCGUGGGAACUCUGUAUACAGGCUUUCAUUUUUUACAAUAUGGUCAUCUUUAUGUACCAUAAAAUACGUACAUAUCUGCACCGGACCAGGAAAUGGGAUUCAGGAAACGAGGCCCUUUUGAAAAUCAUUAUAAUAGAAAUGAAAAUGGAUUCAGCACUCUCUGUUUAACUUUGGGAUGAGGUGAUUUGAGGAAAUGCACUUUAAAAUAGGUGUGAAUAUCUGUAGGAAUUAGAGGAUAUAUGCGUAUGUAUGAUGAUUUAAAAAAAAAACAAAA
This is a messenger RNA of Phyllopteryx taeniolatus (common seadragon), 2072 nucleotides long. It is a transcript of the gene nt5c3a, whose product is annotated as 5'-nucleotidase, cytosolic IIIA. The transcript is spliced from 8 exons. Lineage: Eukaryota; Metazoa; Chordata; Actinopteri; Syngnathiformes; Syngnathidae. The coding region runs from base 9 to 1004 and encodes 331 amino acids. The record is from RefSeq and is a predicted model, not a curated record. Gene Ontology annotation, cellular component: cytoplasm. Gene Ontology annotation, molecular function: magnesium ion binding; 5'-nucleotidase activity.